AUGGGGUGUUUCCCUUGCUCGGCAGAACAAUCAAGUAAGAAAUCAGAGGAAAAGAGAAAAAAUAACUGCAACUACAAUCAGGGUAGAAGAGAUGAUCAAGCAAGAUCAAAUACAGAUGCAUUGAAGGCGAGCUCCGAUAACGGUGUGAAGGAGACAUCCAAAGGCAUAAAUAAGUCUGCAGUUGAAAAGAAGAUGGAUGCUAGUAGCAGCCCUUCUCACGAUACGGAGAUAAAUGGUAUUAAUGCACGGAAAUUUUUAUUUGCUGAAUUGGAGGCUGCAACAAAGAAUUUCACAAAAGAUUAUGUUCUGGGUGAGGGAGGUUUCGGAAAAGUCUACAAAGGUCAUAUUGACGAUGCUAAACAGAUUGUAGCAAUCAAGAAACUCGACCUCAAUGGACGUCAAGGGAUUAGGGAAUUUGCAGUCGAAGUAUUGACAUUAAGUAGAGCCGACCACCCUAAUCUUGUUAAAUUAAUUGGUUACUGUGUUGAAGGAGAUCAACGGCUAUUAGUCUAUGAAUACAUGCCACUAGGUUCGCUUGAGGACCAUUUAUAUGACCCACAUCCCAAUAAAAUAUCACUUGAUUGGAAUAUAAGAAUGAAAAUAGCAGCUGGUACAGCAAAAGGCUUAGAGUAUUUGCAUGACAAGAUUAAACCACCUAUUAUAUAUCGUGAUCUGAAAUGCUCUAACAUUUUGCUUGGGAAAGGAUAUCAUCCUAAAUUAUCUGAUUUCGGUUUGGCAAAAGUGGGCCCCUCUGGAGAUCGGACACAUGUUUCGACCAGAGUAAUGGGCACUUACGGUUACUGUGCACCAGAAUACGCAAUGACGGGAAAACUGACAUUCAAAUCAGAUAUAUACAGCUUCGGGGUUGUUCUUUUGGAGAUAAUUACGGGCAGGAAAGCCAUUGAUAAUACACGGAGUGGUGCUGACCAGAAUCUGGUUGCAUGGGCUCAACCAUUAUUCAAGGAUAGAAAGAAAUUCCACCUAAUGGCUGACCCCGCUCUCGAUAGUCAAUAUCCUAAAAGAGGCUUAUACCAAGCCCUCGCAAUUGCUGCAAUGUGUAUCCAGGAGAAACCUAAAAUGCGGCCUCUCAUUUCCGAAGUCGUUACAGCAUUGGAAUAUCUUGCCUCCCGGACAUAUGAUCCUGAUGACCUUUUUGUGCAACACCUGAAAGAUGAAAACACUUCUGUGCUGAUAUCCUUGAAUAAGAUCCUUGCCAAGUACAUAGCCGAGUUCUUUUUUGAAGGCCUUUUCAAGAAAACAAUGGAAUCGAGUUUUUCAGGGGGGUCACUUUUCCACGGGCACACUGAUGUGAUUCCUUGUGACGCUUGUAAACACCAAUUAUGUCUCCUCUUUUCAUCGUAUUUUGUUGUGUUCAUAAUACAAGAAAGGCUUCUGGCAAGGGUGCUUGCUCACAGACCUCGUAUUGAAUGCAUAUGCUGUGUAAUCAGCUCUUCGAUACCAUUUGAGAAAUGUUCGUCUUGGCAUUUCCAGUUCUCUCGGGGAAAUGAUUCCUCAAAUGAUUUGAACCAUGAAGCCCCACGAGACAGAGAUUGA
Messenger RNA from Fraxinus pennsylvanica, 1554 nucleotides. The record is from the annotation of a GenBank genome assembly. NCBI's taxonomy places the organism in Eukaryota, Viridiplantae, Streptophyta, Magnoliopsida, Lamiales, Oleaceae.